Messenger RNA from Helianthus annuus (common sunflower), 1085 nucleotides. RefSeq names its product esterase OVCA2. Bases 189 to 1016 code for a protein of 275 amino acids. NCBI's taxonomy places the organism in Eukaryota, Viridiplantae, Streptophyta, Magnoliopsida, Asterales, Asteraceae. The record is from RefSeq and is a predicted model, not a curated record. The transcript is spliced from 8 exons.
CACCUACCCUUUCGUUGUAUAGCACUAAAUUCUCUGAUACCUAACAAUCAAGUUCCAUACACUAUUAAUAGGGAUGAGAAUGAAAUAAUUGAUAAGAUAAACAUAUCACAAAGUCAAAGAGAGAAGGGGAUCCUCCACCAGAAGCAAAAGAAGGAGAAUUCAGAUCAGAAGAUUGGUAUUGGUGGAUUAUGGAAACGCGAAGAAUGUGUUGUUUGCAGUUAUUUUGCUUGAUUUUGAUCGGUUUGUUCGUUUCGGAGAUAUACUCAUCUUCUAGCAUUGUGAGCAACAUAAUCGACGAGUCAAUUGGUGAAUCGUUUGAGGAGAAUUGGAUUGUGUCUAAAACUGAAGACUAUUUAGCGAAGUCCAAAGAUAUUGUAGAAACGGAGAGCAAAGGGAUUCCAAAGAAACCAAGAUUUUUAUGCCUCCAUGGACAUGGCUCAAAUGCUACAUUACUUGAAGACCAUUUUAAAAACUGGCCAGAUUUUGUGCUUGAAAAAAUGGAUUUUGUAUUCAUUAAUGGUCCAUUCCCCGUAGAUGAUGGGCUAUUCGAGUGGUUCACCAGCGAUGAGGAUUUUGCCAACUUUGAGAACUUUGAUGAGGGCAUAGCAUACAUAGAAGAUCGCAUGAUAGAGCUUGGACCAUUCGAUGGCGUGCUUGGUUUUUCUCAGGGAGCCGUAGUAGCAGGUGUAUUACCCGGAAUGCAGGCACAAGGUGUAUGUCUCACAAAAGUUGGAAAAAUCGAGCAUGUUAUUAUUAUAUCGGGGGCUAAACUAGGAGGGAGGAUGUUUCCCAUGCCCAAGCUCGCUGAAACUGCGUUCUCUUCUCCAAUAAACAUUCCUUCGCUCCAUAUUUUUGGUGAGACUGACAUUGCAAGGCUAAAUGCACUAGAACUCGUGGAAGCAUAUGUUGACCCUCUUGUGAUAUUCCACCGUGGUGGUCAUGAGGUUCCAAAAUUAGAUGAAGAUGGAUUGAAGAUCAUGUUUACAUUCCUUAAGGAAAUUAAUGCAAUUGUUUGAUGAUGUGGUUCUCUUGUGUUGAAAUCAUUGUACUAUGUGUUAUAUGUGGCUUGAAAUCUUUUUAUUCUA